Candoia aspera is the source of this 2503-nucleotide messenger RNA. It is a transcript of the gene STK17A, whose product is annotated as serine/threonine kinase 17a. The record is from RefSeq and is a predicted model, not a curated record. The transcript is spliced from 7 exons. Gene Ontology annotation, biological process: intracellular signal transduction; positive regulation of apoptotic process; protein phosphorylation. Gene Ontology annotation, molecular function: ATP binding; protein serine/threonine kinase activity. Bases 130 to 1323 code for a protein of 397 amino acids. Lineage: Eukaryota; Metazoa; Chordata; Lepidosauria; Squamata; Candoiidae. Gene Ontology annotation, cellular component: nucleus.
CGUCGCUGCUGGUUCGAAUUACUAAGUGAAACGCGGGGCGAGGCGGGUGCUUUGGCUUGGCAGCGGAAGGGAGGUAAGGAGUGAAGAAGCCGAAGGCGCUGCCGUCGCCUUCUUGGACUUUCGCUGGCUAUGAGUCCCGACGAAAAGCCGCCGCCGCCUUCCUCCCAGAGUAGCCGAGCGCCUCAUCAGCAGAGGCGCGGAGGACUCCUGACGGAGAUUCAGACGCCCCUUCUCACCGAGCGCUUCCACGCCCGCUACACCCUCAGCCCCGGCCGCGAACUCGGCAGGGGGAAAUUUGCAGUAGUAAAGAAAUGUGUAAAGAAAGAGACUGAAAAAGAGUUUGCAGCAAAAUUCAUGAGGAAAAGAAGAAAAGGCCAAGACUGUCGAAUGGAGAUAAUUCAUGAGAUUGCAGUUCUGGAACUGGCACAAUGCAAUCAUUGGGUUAUUAACUUGCAUGAAGUAUAUGAGACGCCAACAGAAAUUAUUUUGGUUUUGGAAUAUGCGGCUGGUGGGGAAAUCUUUGACCAAUGUGUAGCUGAAAGAGAAGAUGCCUUCAAGGAAAAAGAUGUUAAGCGUCUCAUGAGGCAGAUUUUGGAAGGAGUUUCAUUUUUACAUCAAAAUAAUGUAGUUCAUCUUGACUUGAAGCCGCAAAAUAUUUUGCUAACUUGUGAAUCGCCACUGGGAGACAUUCGGAUAGUCGACUUUGGACUUUCCAGAGUAAUGAAAAAUCGUGAAGAACUAAGAGAAAUUAUGGGAACUCCUGAAUAUGUUGCUCCAGAAAUUCUAAGUUAUGAUCCAAUCAGCACUGCAACAGAUAUGUGGAGCAUUGGAGUAUUAACAUACGUCAUGCUAACAGGAGUAUCACCUUUCUUGGGGAAUGAUAAACAGGAAACAUUUUUAAACAUAUCUCAGAUGAAUGUAAAUUACUCUGAAGAUUUUGAUCUUGUAUCUGAAUCUGCUGUGGAUUUCAUCAGAUCUCUUUUGGUUAAAAAACCGGAGGAACGAGCAACAGCAGAAGAAUGCUUGCUGCAUUCUUGGCUGGCACAAACUGAUAUUCCCAAUACAAUAUGCUGGAUUAAAAACACAGAAGAUGAAACAAAUAACAUUAUUGCAAAUGAAGACUCUACUUCUGAAAAUUCUACAGAUGGAGAAAAAACAGAAGAAACAGUAGUAACAGAAGAGCUCAUUUUAGUAGCUUCAUAUACACUGGGUCAAUGUAGGCAAUCAGAAAAAGAUAAAAUUGUUGAACAGAAAACUAUUUCAAAACUGUUUAAAUUUGAGGAACCAUUACUGCAAGAAAUACCUGGAGAAUUUAUUUAUUGAAUUUCAGCUUCCUUCUGCUUUGAGGUUUGAACUUUAUCUUGUAAGAUUGCCCCUUUCCCCUUAGACCAGUUUUUGUACACCCAAAUGACAUUCAUAUAAAAAUGUUCUUGUAAAAUAGAAAGAAAAAGUUAAAAUAAUUUAGAAAACUGCCAAACACCUUAAUUUUCUAUGGAAUUGAUCUAUAUUGGAAAUAUUUAAUACAAAGCAGAAAACAUUAGUUUAUUUUUUGAAUAUCCGAUACAUCUGAACCUUUUUGUUUUAGAUGUUCUGUUUAAUUACAUAUUCAUGAUAGAUGUUUCAGCUGUCUGGGUAAAAUUGAUAUUUUUUUAAUCAAUUUUAGUGCAUAAAAUACCAAGAACAGUUAGAAUUUGAACACUAGUUGCAUAUAUAUAUUCAUUCCUUCAUAUUCCUUCAUAUUGGUUUUACCUUGAUGACAUGGAUGAUCUUACUCCCUUUCAGUUUCUGGCAAUCUUAUUUUUCAUAUUAACCUACAAAUUGCUAAAUAAAACAAUAAAGGGUUGGAGGGGAGAAUAUCAUCAUAAUAACUGUUUUGUCCCAGACUGGACAGUAUAGAUUCAUUCAGCUUCCAGAUUUCAUAAUAAUUUAGUAUUCUUUCUGAUAAAAAAUGCCUCUAUGUACUCCUAACUUUAAUUUUAGUGUUUGCCACUGGGAAGAGAGGAAGCUUUUUUGAAAUAUAUAUAUUAGUUUUGCUAUAUAGUCUAUAUAUGUGUCAUUCUGUAUCCAGCAGAUGACCAAUAGCGCUGUUCUAUAGUUAUUAGAAUAAAAUACAAUGUAUUCUUGGUUUCCAGUGUGUAUCCAGACUCCUACAUAAAGUUUGGCCAGUGGGCCUUUACUGUUCCUAUUUGAAGUAUUCAUUUACUAAAUAAGAAUCUUUUUCUGUUUUAUUUCUACUGUCCUAGUUUUUAUAGAGAUGAUUUAUCUUUUUUAAAAUCUGACAACAGAAAUUGGUUAGGGUUAGGGUUAGGGUUAGUCUUAUCAUUUGGCAAAUUAUUUUUUUCUAUCUAAUUAUAAAAGGAUAGAUGUGCUAUAACUCAAAGAAUGAAAAAUCCCUAGAAACCUACUUAUAUUCAGAAUGUAUGUCAUGCAGUUUUAUCUGUUAUCAGUCAUUAGUUUGCCUCUUAAAACUUGCAUUAUACAUAUAAAAUAACUUUAUCCUUCA